UUCUCUUCCUCCUCCUCGUUCCUUUUCUCCUUCGCAAGCAAGAGUCCGCGCAGAGAGACCUGCGCGAGAAGCAAAGCGCCGGGAACAAUCUCGAAGCGACUCCGGCGCCGGCGAGAUCGCGAAUGGACGUGAUAAAGACGCAGCAGAUAUCGGCGAGGCCGAUAGAGAAGGUGAUAGUCCACCCCCUGGUCCUCCUCAGCAUCGUCGACAACUACAAUCGUGUCGCCAAGGACACCCGCCGGCGCGUCGUCGGGGUCUUGCUCGGCUCCACCUUCAAAGGCACCGUCGACGUCACCAACAGCUACGCAGUACCUUUUGAGGAAGAUGAGAAGGAUCCAAGCAUCUGGUUUCUUGAUCACAACUACCAUGAAUCGAUGUUUUCCAUGUUUAAGAGAAUAAAUGCGAAGGAGCAUGUUGUUGGAUGGUAUAGCACUGGUCCCAAGUUGCGAGAAAAUGACCUUAAUAUCCAUGCAUUGUUUGAUGACUAUGUCCCGAAUCCUGUGCUGGUUAUAAUUGAUGUUCAACCCAAGGAACUUGGAAUACCAACAAAGGCAUAUUAUGCUGUUGAAGAAGUCAAAGAGAAUGCAACUCAGAAGAGUCAGAAAGUGUUUGUGCACGUUCUUUCAGAAAUUGCUGCCCAUGAGGUUGAGGAAAUAGGUGUGGAGCACUUGCUACGUGAUGUAAAGGAUACAACCAUUAGCACCCUUGCCACAGAGGUCACUGGGAAGCUCACAGCCUUGAAGGGACUGGAUGCUCGACUUAAGGAGAUAAGAAGUUAUCUUGACCUCGUUGUUGAUAAAAAGCUCCCACUAAAUCACGAGAUCUUGUAUCAUCUGCAGGAUGUCUUUAACCUCCUUCCAAAUCUGAAUGUGAAUGAGUUGAUAAAGGCUUUUGCAGUUAAAACGAAUGAUAUGAUGCUAGUUAUAUAUCUGUCUUCCCUCAUCCGAAGUGUGAUUGCGCUCCAUAAUUUGAUCAACAAUAAGAUUCUCAAUAAAGAACACGAAAAGGCAGAAGACUCAAAACCUGUCGCUGUACCUUCUGGAGCUGGAAGCUAGAUGGAGGGGUAAAUUAACCUCAGACUGGCCGGGAGUUUUUGUUUGGAUGAACUGCGUGCCAUGGGUAUUUUGUUCUCCUGGUUUUGAAAUUGAUAAGAAUGGGGAUGAAGGGGAGACAAAAGGAAUUAGAUGCUGCUCGGAAAAAUUGUCAUUUGAUCAUUAGUUUGUGAUACCCUGUGACUUUUAGUAGACUAACGAUGACAACUGUGCAAGCGCCAAAAUUCAAAACCAACUCAGGUUACCCUUAGCGUUCUUGGGUCAUUUUCUUCUGCUCAUGUUUUUUUUUGGGAGAUGAUGUAACGAGAGGCUUUGACUGAGUUGCAAGUUAGGCCUUGUAGAGC
Molecule: messenger RNA, 1396 nt
Organism: Eucalyptus grandis
Lineage: Eukaryota; Viridiplantae; Streptophyta; Magnoliopsida; Myrtales; Myrtaceae
Product: 26S proteasome non-ATPase regulatory subunit 7 homolog A
Exons: 10
Coding region: 123-1055 (310 amino acids)
Biological process (GO): proteasome-mediated ubiquitin-dependent protein catabolic process
Cellular component (GO): proteasome regulatory particle; proteasome complex
Molecular function (GO): protein binding; metallopeptidase activity
Source: RefSeq, a predicted model, not a curated record